This is a messenger RNA of Closterium sp. Yama58-4, 936 nucleotides long. NCBI's taxonomy places the organism in Eukaryota, Viridiplantae, Streptophyta, Zygnematophyceae, Desmidiales, Closteriaceae. The record is from the annotation of a GenBank genome assembly.
AUGCUGCCUUACCUGUUCCCUGACCUGUCCACCUUUGCUACAGUCGCCGAUCUUAUCACCCACCUUCGCACUAGUGAUGCUCGCCUGCGUGCCGCCCUUCCCACCGAGUUCUGCGCUAAGAACCCCCCUCCCCUGUACUGGGCACUCCACUUCAUAGUCACCCGUCUCCCUGACACCCUCAGCUCAGUGCGCGACUAUUUCCUUGCUCGCUGUCCCACUGAGCUCACUGUCGCCCUCCUAGAGGAGAAGCUGCUAGCAGCCGAGAAGAGCAUUGUAGCUGUAGGUGCUGCUCGCGGCGCUCCUCGCACCCCCAUCUUUGAGGGGUGCUCUCCCUCUCCCCUCGCUCCCUCCUAUGCUACUGCUGCUGCUGUUGACUUCCUUGGUGCUGAGUCUGCUGGCGCUGCUUCUGCUCCUGGUGGGAGGCGCCGCACCGGCAAGGGCAAGGGGGGCAAGGGUGGCGGGGGUGGCGCUGGGGGGGGAGGGGGUGGGGGAGGUGGGGGGGGAGGGGGUGGGGGAGGUGGGGGGGGAGGCGGUGCUGGAGGGAGCGGUGGCGGCGGCAGGAGCAGUGGCGGUGGGUGGCAGCGGCGGAAGUGCGGCGGUGGCGGGGGUGGUGUGGCGGUGGUGGUGGUGGUGGCGGUGGUGGCGGUCGGAGCGGAGGUAGUGGCGGCGGUGGAGGUCGGAGUGGAGGCACCGGCUCGGGCCAGAGCUCCCAGCAGCAGCAGCGUCCCCAGACGACCCAGCAGCUUCGUGAGUGGCUUGCUCAGCGUGGGACGUCGGGGGGCAGUGGCCGCUGUUCCUAUGUCAUUCGCACAGGUGAUCGCAAGGGGCAGACGUGUGGAAAGUUCCACACUCAGUACCGCUGCUUCUUCCGCCUUGACGACGCUUGGCGUGAGGAGAUGGGCGAGGAUGUUGAGCGCCCUCGCUGGGCUGAGCUGA